Molecule: messenger RNA, 702 nt
Organism: Mesorhabditis spiculigera
Lineage: Eukaryota; Metazoa; Nematoda; Chromadorea; Rhabditida; Rhabditidae
Source: the annotation of a GenBank genome assembly
AUGGAUACCGUUGACUCUUACUAUUCGUAUUGGGCUGAUUCAAUGUCGGAGGACGAUUCGGAAGUUGCUGGCUCCCGAACCCAUCGUACGACUCGAGUUGGCGGCAUCACCUAUCAAUCAGUGUCCGAGUCCGAAGGAGAUUUUGGCGAUGAAAAUGCAUGCCUGAUUAAUAAGAAGAAGCCGGCGAGGAAGGAUGAAAGAACGCCGAUUUUGCAUCGAUCGGUAGGAGAUCCGGCCAGAAUUGCUGAAGAGGGACGAGCGACAAGAAGUAGCUGCACUUCCGGUGAUGAAGACCCGAAUUUUUUGAUAGACGAAGCUGUCCUGGCCGAGGAGUACGGAGCCCUGGCUGGCGGCGACGAGUUCAAGACGGCCAUGGAGGAGGCUAUUCGGGCAAUUCAUCAUGGGGUAUUCCCAGAAAGGAUUGCCCAGGGGUCCUCGGGAAGCUAUUUUGUGAAGAAUACGCAGGGGAAAAUCGUCGGCGUAUUCAAGCCGAAAAACGAGGAGCCAUACGGCCAUCUGAACCCGAAAUGGUUGAAGUGGCUGCAUAAGGUGUUCCUACCCUGCUGCUUCGGCCGGAGCUGCCUGAUCCCAAAUCAGAAGAAACAUCGAUACACAGGGGGCAGGCAGCGCUGUUUAGAGGAAAGUUACGGCGGCGUGUCUGGGCUUGGGGCAAAGAGUGGAGAGUUGCGCAUUAAUGGCGGA